Molecule: messenger RNA, 1132 nt
Organism: Clunio marinus
Lineage: Eukaryota; Metazoa; Arthropoda; Insecta; Diptera; Chironomidae
Source: the annotation of a GenBank genome assembly
GAAAUUGCUAACGAUAGAAAUAAGAAAGAGCCGCAAACCAAAGAAACCUUCAGCGAUUUGCUUCCACAGCUCUUUGCAAGUUGUAUAAUGUAUUUGCUUGUUAUUCAAGCUGGAAUCAGUAUGCCUUUCUCUUCUGUAUUGAUACCACGAAUAGCUGAUAAUAGAGAAAUAGAACUGAACACAAAUCUGUCGUCUGGAUUUUUCAUGGAUAGGCUAGGACGAAGAAAAACGGGACUUUUUAUUUACUUUCCAUUCACGAUUUCAUGGCUCAUAAUGAGUUUCGUUGAGAAUGUAACAAUGAUUUAUUUAGCGAGAAUUAUUUCUGGAAUUACUGCCGGUCUAACGACCUGUUCAGUAGUUUAUGUUGCUGAAAUCAGUUCAAAAACUACCAGAAGUGCUCUUCUUUGUAUGAACUCAGUUUGGGUAUCCUUUGGAAUUUUUAUAACAUAUUUCUUGAAUUAUUUUGAUCUUCAUUGGAGAACGAUUGGGUAUGCGUACGCUGUGCUAUCAUCACUUUGCAUUCUAGCUAUUCUUAUUGUACCAGAAUCAUCCCAAUGGCUGCUUGUUUUUAAUAAAAAAGUAAAUGAUGAAAGAAAAGGGAUCAAGUCAAGUCAACAUUCUCUUGACUUUACAGAAAUCAGCAAAUUUCUGAAGUUUACUACAAAUGACUUAAUAAGAUCUAAUGAUAAGAGAAUCAUGGGAACAUUUGACGACAAUGAUACUUGUUUUUUUAAAAAAUAUCAAACGACCUCAGGUGUACAAGCCUUUAGCGAUUUUGUUCUUCUUGUUCCUAUUACAACAAUUGUCUGGUGGAUACGUAUUAAUCUUUUUUACUUUAAACAUAUUCCGAAACCUUGGAGCAAAGUUCUUGAAUAGUAUAGAUGAAAGAAUAGCUUUAGCACUUCUUGGAUCUAUUCGGCUAGUAAUGGCCAUAAUAGCUGCAGCAAUCGCGCAAAAGUGUAAUCGAAAAGUUUUGCUUUACACAUCUGCAAUAGGAAUGGGGGUUUUUGCAUUUAUUGCAUCGUCCCAAAUGUUAAAUGUUGAAGACUCAUUGUUUCUAUGUCAUGACAACAAUUUAACAUCUGAUUCUUUAUCUUCAUCGCCACACAACAGUUAGUAAUUAAAUUUUGCU